CUCAUCCUUACCAUUCACUGCCAACACAACCAGCUCAAACUCCUCCUCCUCCCGGGAAAGCAACGACCAAACCAUGAAGCUCCUCUUUGCAUUGCUGCUCUGCUCCCUUCUCCUGACCUCCAUCUUCAUGGAGCCCGUCCUCGGCAAGCCGGCAUUCUGCGAGGGCAAGUGCCGGGCGAGGUGCGCGAAGGCGAAGGUGAAGGGGAGGUGCGCCAAGUACUGCAACAUCUGCUGCGCCGAGUGCAAGUGCGUGCCCUCCGGCACCUACGGCAACAAGCACCAGUGCCCUUGUUACCGCAACAAGAAGAACUCCAAGGGCAAGCCCAAAUGCCCUUGAGACUCAGUAAUUCCUGAGGACAGCUACAAUUGUCCUCUUCUGUAUAAGACACCUUAGCCAGCUAGCAACCCAGUAAAAUGAUGAGUGAUUCUCUGAGAUAUUGCUCAAUAAUAACAAGAAUAAUAAGGGCAAUGCACUGUCCUUGGUCACUGUACUAUGCUGCUGUUGUCACCUCUGUGACUGAGCAUUUGUGGAAGUUUAAUAGCAGUUUAAUUAA
Molecule: messenger RNA, 554 nt
Organism: Eucalyptus grandis
Lineage: Eukaryota; Viridiplantae; Streptophyta; Magnoliopsida; Myrtales; Myrtaceae
Product: peamaclein
Exons: 2
Coding region: 74-337 (87 amino acids)
Source: RefSeq, a predicted model, not a curated record